Aspergillus pseudotamarii is the source of this 1593-nucleotide messenger RNA. RefSeq names its product nucleobase cation symporter-1 family protein. Gene Ontology annotation, cellular component: plasma membrane. Bases 1 to 1593 code for a protein of 530 amino acids. The transcript is spliced from 7 exons. Gene Ontology annotation, molecular function: nucleobase transmembrane transporter activity. Lineage: Eukaryota; Fungi; Ascomycota; Eurotiomycetes; Eurotiales; Aspergillaceae. The record is from RefSeq and is a predicted model, not a curated record. Gene Ontology annotation, biological process: transmembrane transport; nucleobase transport.
AUGAAAAACACUAUUCUCAAACACCUCGAAGUCCCCCAUGACGGAGGGCAAAUCCCCAGCCGAUGGACCAACAAUGAUAUUAAGCCCAUUGAAGCAGACCGGCGAACCUGGAAUUUCUGGACUUUCCAUAACUUUUGUAUGCUCAUCCACUCAAACAUUUCAGUCUACAUGAUAGGAAGUUCGUUGAUUGCCAUGGGAUUAACCUGGCGUCAGUCGCUGGCUGCGAUCGUUGCUGGCAAUAUAAUUGCAGUUGGGCUACUUGUGAUAAACUCGUUCCCGGGAAUGUUCUACCAUAUCGGGUUUCCUUUAGUCAAUAGGUAUGUCUGGGGUCUCUACGGUAGUCUAUUUGUUCUGUGGAAUCGGAUUUUACUCUCCAUCGUCUGGUAUGCGGUUCAAGCAUGGAUUGGCGGUGAAUGCAUAUACGUCUCAUUGUGCGCAAUUUGGCCAUCUCUCCAAAGCCGGAUUCCGAAUCAUAUGCCCGAGUCGACAGGAAUGACCACGGCGCAAUUUGUGGCGUACAUUAUCUUCAUGGGACUCUCCUUGCCGAUGUUACAUAUCCGUCCACACAAACUGCAGAUGUUCUUCUAUAUCUCGUCAGCCAUAAUCCUAGUGUUCGAGAUCGUCAUCCUUAUCUGGGCGCUGGUCAGCAUGGACGACAGGGGGUUUGGCAAUACGAUCUCAGAGCCCGGAGCAGGUGGCUCCGGAUGGACGAUUGCCUUUGGUAUCAUGAGUACUAUGGGAGGUGCAGCUGCUGGGAUCUUAAACCAGAAUGAUUAUACAAGGUUUGCGCGAACACCUCGCGAGGCAAUCCUCGGACAACUGGUCAGCUUUCCCUGUUAUAGCAUCCUAUGUGCGACCGUGGGAAUCCUCGUCACGGCGGCCACGCAGAAUCGCUAUGGUCAACCGCUGUGGAGCUUGCCCGCCCUGCUCAGCACUAUCCUGGACGAUGGGGGUUCACGCUCGAGAGUGGCCGCGUUCUUCGGGGGAGCUGCGCUCAGUGUGUCGCAGAUGGGAUUGAAUGUGCCUGCAAAUGCCUUCGCGGGAGGGUUUGACAUGGCGGCCACAUUUCCGAAAUACAUAAACCUUCGUCGCGGCGCCUAUAUCACAGCCCUGGUGUCGAUCGCAUGCAAUCCAUGGAAACUGGUCAACACCGCCACCACGUUCUUAGCAGUUCUUAGUAGUUACUCCAUCUUUCUAGGACCCAUGGUAGGGUCGAUGAUAGCGUCUUAUUUCACCGUGAUGCGGCGCAAGAUCAAGGUGGAGGAUUUGUUUCCAUGUCACGAGGGGACCAAAGGCAUCUACUGGUACACAUACGGGGUCAAUUGGCGAGCCCCCGUUGCGUGGCUUUGUGGAAUGGUUCCUUCACUCCCUGGGUUUGUGGCCCAUGUCGAUCCCGGCGUGGUAAUUCCCCUGGGGUUCACGCGGAUUUACUACGUUUGCUUCCUAACGGGCACGGCAAUUAGUGCCGCGGUAUACACGGCAUUGCAUUACAUCUUUCCGACCCCUGAGGUGCGGACUUUUGUCGAGAAAGCGCCGUCGCCGGCAGUGUUGAUGCAGGAAUACCGAUCACGAUGGGACCGAGAGGACGACUAG